AUGAUCGACUUGGUGCUGGAGGUUGUGCAACCUUCUUUAAGUCCUGGCUCAAAUCUCAGAGAAGGCAUGCAUGUUUGUAUAUUCUCCUCAUCCUAUUCCAUCGGUGAAGUUCUGCCUGGCUGUUAUCCACCUAAUUGCAAAGCCAAAUCUCCUAUUCCAGAGCGCUCCAGCAAAGGUUGCCUGCAUUGUGUGGUAUGCGGAGACACAUCCAGUGGUAAACACUAUGGCGUUCUGGCCUGCAAUGGCUGUAGCGGCUUCUUCAAAAGGAGUGUGAGAAGGAAGCUUAUCUAUCGCUGCCAAGCUGCCAGCGGAGAUUGUCUCGUCGACAAAGCCCACCGGAACCAGUGCCAAGCUUGUAGAUUAAAGAAAUGCCUAGAAUGUGGGAUGAAUAAAGACGCAGUACAAAAUGAGCGUCAACCAAGGAACACAGCAACUGUUCGACUUGAAUGCUCAUUUAAUGCUUCUUCCAGAGCCAACCCUAGAGCCAGUGUUUUAAGCAGCGAUUCUGGAUCAAAAGAUGUCACGGUGGGAGUGUUUUCGCCCUUCUUCCCAGCUGUACAUAAAUCAGAAGCUUCCAAUUUUAAAAUAGAUAUCUCUAAAUGCCAAACUCUAACGGAAAAUGAAGACCCUGUGCAAACAGAUACUGCGAAUAAAAAUGAAACGCUAUACGUAGAUGUUGGACAUCUGCAAAAUACAGCUGGUGUUUUACUUCUCGAAGAACGAUCCGAAUUUCUGUUCGACCCAUCGAAGGAACCCUUAUGCGAAACUGCAGCCCGAAUACUUCUUCUUAAUGUAAGAUGGGCGAGGAAUCUUCCAUCUUAUGCUUGCUUGUGCUUCAUGGACCAGAUAACACUACUUGAAGAGACAUGGUCCGAACUUUUCCUCUUGAGUGCUAUCCAGUGGGGCAUGCCUUUGGAAUCAAAUCCACUUUUUGACACUUCAAGCAUAAGCUUUCUUGCAAAAAGUUAUCCCGAUCUGAAAAAGUAUUUGCACAUUCUGGAGAAGACUUUUACUCGCUUCAAAGUGCUUGUGACUGAUCUGGCUGAAUUUGCUUGUCUCAAAGCCAUCAUCCUCUUCAAGCCUGAUGCAAAAUCUUUGAAAGAUCCUCAUCAAGUAGAAAUGCUUCAAGAUCAUGCCCAACUGAUGCUAGCACAUCAUAUAAAAUCACAGCAUUUUGACUUUACAUUCAGGUUUGGACGCCUGCUCCUGCUUUUACCGACCCUUCGACAGAUACCAUCCGAAAAAGUCGAGGCCAUAUUUUUCAGCAAAAUCAUAGGCUCGACACCCAUGGAAAAGCUUCUGGCUGAUAUGUUCAAGUGUUAAAAGCUCUGGAGAAAGAUUUCAAUCACUGCUGAAUUUGUAUACAAUUCUACUGAAGCAUGCUCUAAAUUUUUUCUCCGAUAAACGUCAAACAUCAUUGCUACU
Messenger RNA from Stegodyphus dumicola, 1425 nucleotides. RefSeq names its product photoreceptor-specific nuclear receptor-like. Gene Ontology annotation, biological process: regulation of DNA-templated transcription. Gene Ontology annotation, molecular function: zinc ion binding; sequence-specific DNA binding; DNA-binding transcription factor activity. Lineage: Eukaryota; Metazoa; Arthropoda; Arachnida; Araneae; Eresidae. The record is from RefSeq and is a predicted model, not a curated record.